Molecule: messenger RNA, 3636 nt
Organism: Condylostylus longicornis
Lineage: Eukaryota; Metazoa; Arthropoda; Insecta; Diptera; Dolichopodidae
Product: probable serine/threonine-protein kinase DDB_G0282963
Exons: 2
Coding region: 1-3636 (1211 amino acids)
Source: RefSeq, a predicted model, not a curated record
AUGUUCUCAUCAAAAUCAAAACAAAUUCGCUUACUAUCAACAUCUGGUAGUAAUAGUAAUAGCAUCAGCGGUAACGCAAAUAAUGUUAUUAGUGGUAGUAGCCCAAAUCUUAAUAGCAAUUUUGGUAACAAUACAACUAAUAGUAACCAUAAAUCAGAUGAUUCAACAAUUUGUAAAAAUAAUAGUGGCAGCAAUAGCAGUGGUGGUGGUACAACCAAAUUAUCGUUAUCAUCAGAAAAUGUUAGAAAAAAUUCUAUUGAAUCUGUAUCGGGUAAUAACACAAAAUCAUCACCAUCAAAAUUAUCAUCUGAUAAAUGUAACUCAAGUGAUCAAAAAAGCUCUAAUGCCAGCAAUAAUAGCAGUAAUAGUAACAGCAGUAGUAGUGGUGGAGGUUUAUCAUAUUUUAGUUCUGGAAGUUUUACUAGAAUUUUUAAAAGUUCAGCAUCAUUUGUACAAAAUCCAUUUAAUAUAUCUAGUUAUAGUAAUAGCAGCAACAGUAGUAAUAGCAAUAGCAACAGCAAUAGCCCUAGCAAUAACAAAACCACAUCGAAUUCGACAGCAAAUUCACAAACAUUAUCAAACAACGAAAUUAUUAAUAAUAAAUCUGUACCUACAACAAAAAAUAUAUCAUCUUCGAAAGUAUCUACAACAUCAACCACAAAUACAAUAUCAGGCACAACUACAGCAACCUUCUCUAAUAAUAAUUCUAAAGCAGCUCCAUUAGCAAUAUCAAACACUCACUCAGCAAUAAAAAUACAAAAUGAACGGCUACAAACACACCAAUCAAGCCAAAAAUCUUCAACAUUUUUAAAAGCUUUCAGUAAUAGUAGCAAUAACAAUAGUAGUAUUGUCGUUGAUAAUGGCGAUAGUGGUAAUGAUUCUAAUGAAUCUCUUAAAUCUAAAAACUCAAAAGAUUUAAAUAAUAGUUUAAGUAAUAGCAUUGGUCAUAAAAAUUCAGAAAAUAUUUUCAAAACUAUAAAAAAAACUGGUACUGGUAUUUUAUCACCCGAAGAUAAAAAACUAACAACAUCAUCGUCAUUAGCAUCAAAUACAAAAUCUCAACAAGCAAAUUUUUCUACAAAUACAACAACAAAUUCUAAAUCGAUUACAACAUCUAAUACAACAAAUUUAACAAGAAAUGGCAGUAUACCCAAAAAGGACACAAUAUCAUCAUCGUCGUCAGCAACAUCAAUACCAUCAACAAUAAAAUCGUCAACAAAAUCAAAAUCUUCGGGUAAUGAUUUGAUAAGAAUCUCUUCAGCUAGUGAUAUGUUUAAAACGGUCGGUGAUUUAGUUGGUAAGCGUUCAAAAAAAUCUCAUUCAGUGUCAUCAUCAUCUGGAACAUCAAUUACAAAAGUAACAUCAACAACUGCAAAUAUAAAUAGUAAGAAUACUGAUAGCAAAAAUGUUAUUAUCACUUCAACCGUUGCAUCAUCAACAGUAACAACAAAUAAUACUAAUUUAAUAAUACCAAAUGGUUAUCCCGGACAGAAAAUCUCUAAAGAUAACAAUAUAAACAGUAAGAGUAUUGUUCAAAAUAAUAAUAGUAAAUCUGCUUCACCAUUUUUUAAACCAAUCACACAAGCGAUUAAAAGAAUUGAUAAUAAUAAUUCAACAACAGUAACACAACCACAACAACUUACAUCAUCUGCAUCAUCUUCGUCAACACUAUCUCUAACAAUGAAUAAUGGAAAUGUACAGGGAGUGAAAAGUUUACAUAUCAAUAAAACUCAACUGAAUGAACUUUCACCAAGUGGAAUACCGAUAAAUACAUCAAAAACUUUAGUUAAAUUAAAUGAUAAAACUGGUAAUAGUGGAUCAUAUACUUUUCAUAAUAAAAAAUCACCUUCAUCUGAACAACAGCAGCAGCAACAGAAAACAAGUGAUUUCAGAUCAAAAUAUAAAAGUCCAUUAGAUAUGUCAAUUAUAUUGCCACAAACGAUAUCGUCCGAUUUAAAUGAUAAUAGUAUUAAUUUUGAUAAUGAUCAUGAAGUUGAACAAACAAUUGAUCGUGUUGAAGAAGUCUUAGCAGCAAUGGAAAAUUCAGCAAGAUUAGGUGGAAAUAGUAUUGUUAAUAAUACAGAUUCACCAUUAAUGAGUAGAUUUCUGUCCCCAACGAAUGAUUUAAACCGUCCACAACAACAGCAACCGAUAACGUCUAAUUCAAUUGCUUUACAACAAUUUCAGCAAUAUCAAAGUCUGAAAAACCCACCAUCAAUAUUAUUAUCACAACAACAGCAGCAACAACAUCAACACCAUCAAACUGCCACUGUAAGUCCGUACAAUUUUACAACAACUAUAACGAAAAGUGCUACCUUAAGUUGUUCAGAUAUUAAUGAACUCGAGGAAAAGGUGUCAAGUGCGAUAUCAUCGGAAGUUGCAUGCUUAAAAAUUGUUGAAACGGUUGAUGAUAUUUCAAGUAAUCCAAUAGCUAAAUUAAGGAAAUCAUCAUCAAAUUUGUGUUCAACAACACAACAACAACGUAAUUUAAGUAGUCAAAUGUUAAAACAAGUUAAUACGAGCAUAGAAAAUAAUAAUUAUACAACAACACCACCUCCACCACCAGCGCCAAGUGGUCAACCACAGCAGCAACAACAGACAUCAUCAUUUAUUAGUUAUAUAAUAGCGUCAACAACAGAUUUACCAGAUAUUGAAGAGGAAGACAUAUUAACGGAUAGCCCAACUACUCCAAUUUCAACUAAUACAGUGAUUGGAAGUGGUAACAUUACUAAUUGUAACAACAAUAAUAAUACUAAUGUUGAUAUUGAUGAAGAUGAUGAAUUUUAUUCUGCAUCAAGCCGUAACCCAUUUAAUAAUUUAGGGCAAACAUUAAGAUAUCCGUCGCACUCAAAUUUAACAGCAGUUGAAAAAUAUCCUGAUCUUAGAAAACUGGCAUCAUCAUCGACAGUUUCUUCUGUUUCUGUUUCAUCAUCAAUCUCAUCAUCGCCGUCAUUAAUACAACAGAGUAAUUUUGAUCCAAACCGUACUAAAACUUUUAAUAAUAGCGGCAGUCCUCUUAUGAGUUCAGAAGAUAUACGAAAAAAAAUUCAACUAGAGUCAUCAGCAAAUGCACUUUACCAUACUUUAACAAAAAAGAAUAAACAACAACUGCAACAGCAUCCAACACCACCUGAUUCAUUAGAUCUAUCGAAUAUUAAUAGCAAUAACUAUAAUAAUUAUGAAAAUCAUAUAAAAAAUUUAUCAGAAAUAAAUAGUUCUUCAUUGUUAACAUCAUCAAAUACAUUAACAGUUGGAUGUAAUGUUGAAAUUGAUGAUAAUACUAUUCGUUUAGAUGGUAUUUUAGGUGGUACUGGUAGUACAUUUAAUGAUAUAUUAUCUGAUUCAAUUGUUGAAACACCAGAAUUGAAUAGUAAUGCAACACAAUUUGGUACAAAUAUUUGUAAUGGCAUUACUGGAGGUGGUAUAUUUUCAUCAGGUGGUAUUUUAACAAGUGCAACUGGAACAACAACGACACCUUCCUCAAUUACAUCAAACUUUCGUUUUAAUGGUAAUAAUGACAUAAGUGUUAAUAAUAAUAACCAUAAUAAUAAUAAUAUUAGUAAUUGUCAUAACAGCAGUAACAGUGCAUUUGAAAUGAAUAUGUCAUAUUUAGUAGAAGAAUUAAAGAAAGCAUGA